Molecule: messenger RNA, 4512 nt
Organism: Lutra lutra (Eurasian river otter)
Lineage: Eukaryota; Metazoa; Chordata; Mammalia; Carnivora; Mustelidae
Product: transcription factor SPT20 homolog
Exons: 2
Coding region: 1-4512 (1503 amino acids)
Biological process (GO): regulation of transcription by RNA polymerase II
Cellular component (GO): SAGA complex
Molecular function (GO): transcription coregulator activity
Source: RefSeq, a predicted model, not a curated record
AUGCAACAGGCUUUAGAACGAGCUUUGGACCGUGCGGACUAUGUCAUCGCAGGUGCCCAGCAGAGGCCUCCUAAAAGGAAAGUCUCGUCGAGUGGGGAAGCAUCUCUCUACGAAAAACUUUACGACAUCUAUGUGGAAGAAUGUGGGAGAGAGCCUGAGGCUCCAGAGGAGCUAAGAAGCAACGUGAACUUGCUAGAGAAGCUCAUGAGGAGAGAGUCGUUGCCGUGUUUAGUGGUCAACCUAUACCCAGGAAAAGAGGGAUAUUCACUGAUGCUCGAAGAGAAACAUGGAGCGUAUUCAGAGACUAUUCGGCUGCCUUAUGAAGAAAGGGAAUUUCUUGAAUAUCUGGAUGCUGAAGAAUUACCUCCUGUUUUGCUGGACCUCCUGGAAAAAUCUGAGGUGAACUUCUUCCACUGCGGGUGUGUCAUAGCACAGGUGCGGGACUACAGGCAGUGCAGCAGUGGGGAACCUCCGGGCUACCAGAGCAGGCACAUUCUCCUGCGCCCGACCAUGCAGACGUUAGCCUGCGACGUGCAGUCCAUAACCAGCGAUGGCCAGAAAUGGACCCAGGAAGACAAACUGUCACUUGAGAGCCAGCUGAUCUUGGCUACCGCUGAACCCCUGUGUUUGGAUCCUUCUAUAUCCGUAGCCUGCACUGCAAAUAGGCUGCUCUAUAACAAGCAAAAGAUGAACACUCCGCCGAUGAAAAGGAGCUUCAAGAGGUACUCUACACCCUCUCUGAGUCAGCAUUGGGAGCUGUCUCAUUCUCCACCUCCUCCUGAGCUGACAGUAUUGACUUCUUGCAAAAAGAGCAAAGAAAGUAAAACAAGUGAGAAUUCUGACUUCAUAAUUUCUAAAGCAGCAGAUUAUGUAGAUAUGUGGAAACAGAGACCCUGUGACUUGGCUUUACCUUCUGAAGUGGAUGUGCAGAAAUAUGCUAAAUGGGAGAAUUUUGUCAAAUGUGAUGGCUCACAACCAACAGUGUGGCCAGCCCAUGAGAUAAAAGAUGAUUCUGUAUUUGGAUAUGAAGGUGGUGAUGAGUCUCAGACAAAGCUGACCUUGAUGCAGUCACUUAAGGAUCCACUUAUCUCUGGAAAAAGAAGACGACGUAAAAAAGUCAGAUAUGAGAGACAGAUAUCUUCUCCACACCCCUCCACAGAUGACCAUUCAAAUAGUGUCCUGCCUGGGUCAAAGACUGAUGCUGGUGUGGUAGUCACUGAGCCAGAGGUGGUAGUCCUACACCAGGCCAAAUGUCCAGUCACCACUUCACAUAGUUCCAGCGACUCAGCCAGAUUCAGCCAUCUGCCUCCAGGGAAAGAAACUGAACAUCCCAAGAUCCUUUUGGGUCAGUCUUCAGUCCUGGGGAAGGGAUUCAGACAUCCAUCUCCAACCAUCAAACUUCCCUUAAGCUCAGAAAAGACUUCAUCAGGUAACAGUUUAACUCCAUGGCAAGGAAACAGCUUUCUUAAAUCUCCAUCUCCUGUUCUUGCUUCUAAGCCACCAAGUCUUUCUCAGAAACCCACUGUGGAAGUGAUACAAGUUAGCAUGCUUCCUCCAGCCACCCUGUCAACUACUGGCUCAUCACAAAGAACCUUGUCCACCCCGGUCAUGGCCAACUCCCAGAAAUCCUCUGCGGAAGUGAUACAAGUUAGCAUGCUUCCUCCAGCCACCCUGUCAACUACCGGCUCAUCACAAAGAACCCUGACCUCCCCGGUCAUGGCCAACUCCCAGAAAUCCUCUGCGGAAGUGAUACAAGUUAGCAUGCUUCCUCCAGCCACCCUGUCAACUACCGGCUCAUCACAAAGAACCCUGACCUCCCCGGUCAUGGCCAACUCCCAGAAAUCCUCUGCGGAAGUGAUACAAGUUAGCAUGCUUCCUCCAGCCACCCUGUCAACUACCGGCUCAUCACAAAGAACCCUGACCUCCCCGGUCAUGGCCAACUCCCAGAAAUCCUCUGCGGAAGUGAUACAAGUUAGCAUGCUUCCUCCAGCCACCCUGUCAACUACCGGCUCAUCACAAAGAACCCUGACCUCCCCGGUCAUGGCCAACUCCCAGAAAUCCUCUUCAGAAGUGAUACAAGUUAGCAUGCUUCCUCCAGCCACCCUGUCAACUACUGGCUCAUCACAAAGAACCUUGUCCACCCCGGUCAUGGCCAACUCCCAGAAAUCCUCUGCGGAAGUGAUACAAGUUAGCAUGCUUCCUCCAGCCACCCUGUCAACUACCGGCUCAUCACAAAGAACCCUGACCUCCCCGGUCAUGGCCAACUCCCAGAAAUCCUCUGCGGAAGUGAUACAAGUUAGCAUGCUUCCUCCAGCCACCCUGUCAACUACCGGCUCAUCACAAAGAACCCUGACCUCCCCGGUCAUGGCCAACUCCCAGAAAUCCUCUGCGGAAGUGAUACAAGUUAGCAUGCUUCCUCCAGCCACCCUGUCAACUACCGGCUCAUCACAAAGAACCCUGACCUCCCCGGUCAUGGCCAACUCCCAGAAAUCCUCUUCAGAAGUGAUACAAGUUAGCAUGCUUCCUCCAGCCACCCUGUCAACUACUGGCUCAUCACAAAGAACCUUGUCCACCCCGGUCAUGGCCAACUCCCAGAAAUCCUCUGCGGAAGUGAUUCGAAUUAGCAUGCUUCCUCCAGCCACCCUGGCGACUACCGGCUCAUCACAAAGAACCCUGACCUUUCCGGUCAUGACCAAAUCCCAGAAAUCCUCUGCAGAAGUGAUACAAGUUAGCAUGCUUCCUCCAGCCACCCUGUCAACUACCAGCUCAUCACAAAGAACCCUGGCCACCCAGGUCAUGGCCAACUCCCAGAAAUCCUCUGCGAAAGCGAUACAAGUUACCAUGCUUCCUCCAGCCACCCUGUCAACUACCGGCUCAUCACAAAGAACCCUGACCUCCCAGGUCAUGGCCAACUCCCAGAAAUCCUCUGCGAAAGCGAUACAAGUUACCAUGCUUCCUCCAGCCACCCUGUCAACUACCGGCUCAUCACAAAGAACCCUGACCUCCCAGGUCAUGGACAACUCCCAGAAAUCCUCUGCGGAAGUGAUACAAGUUGCUAUGCUUCCUCUAGCCACCCUGUCAACUACCGGCUCAUCACAAAGAACCCUGACCUCCCAGGUCAUGGCCAACUCCCAGAAAUCCUCUGCAGAAGUGAUACAACUUAGCAUGCUUCCUCCAGCCACCCUGUCAACUACCAGCUCAUCACAAAGAACCCUGGCCUCCCAGGUCAUGGCCAACUCCCAGAAAUCCUCUUCAAAAGUGAUACAAGUUAGCAUGCUUCCUCCAGCCACCCUGUCAACUACCCUGUCAACUACCGGCUCAUCACAAAGAACCCUGGCCACCCCGGUCAUGGCCAACUCCCAGAAAUCCUCUUCAAAAGUCAUACAAGUUAGCAUGCUUCCUCCAGCCACCCUGUCAACUACCGGCUCAUCACAAAGAACCCUGGCCACCCCGGUCAUGGCCAACUCCCAGAAAUCCUCUUCAGAAGUGAUACAAGUUAGCAUGCUUCCUCCAGCCACCGUGUCAACUACUGGCUCAUCACAAAGAACAGUGGCCACCCAGGUCACAGCCCCUUCUCAGAAAUCCUCUGCAGAAGUGAUUAGAGUUACCAUGCUUCCUCCAGCCACCCUGGUGAGUACCAGCUCAUCACAAAGAACCCUGGCCACCCAGGUCGUGGCCAUCUCCAAGAAAUCCUCUGUAGAAGUAAAUCAAGUGAACACACUUCCUGCAGCCACCCUGUCUACUGCCAGCUCAUCACAAAGAAGCCUGGCCACCCCAGUCAUGUCCAGCUCUGCAGGCCACAGCAUCAUCAAAGUGGUGGGCUCUGGUUGUGGAGCCCAGGCUUUGGGGAGGGGUUCCAGUUGCAGCAAGGGCUCUACCUCUGGGACCACAGCUCCUGUGGAUAUCAAGUCUAGCACCCUGUCCUCAGAAGCUCGGCCACCAAAUGUAGUGCCUCCUGCACCACAGGCUCCUCAAAUAGGUGUUCAAUUUAUUUUAAAAAAUGCCUCCAGUAUCAGUCCAGUAACUCUACUGGAGCUUCCACAAGGUUCACUACUUUUGAACACCCAGCAGCAGCCUCAGCAGCAGUGGCUCUACCAAUUUAUUCCACAACCACAACUCCAACAGCCCACAACUACUGGUCCUCAGGAGCCAGUGCCACAGAGUUCAAGUGCACAAGGUUCAACCAGUCAGAGCACAGCCUCAUCUGCUCAGCAAGCCAUUGUCCUUAACCUCCCUGGAGCAGGAAGUUUUCUGCAGCCCCAGCCGGCAGUAUUGGCUCCGCUUAACUCUGCAGAGAGUCAAAGAAGACCCCAGCAGAGCCGACCUCAUCCCCAGCACACACUGCAGCAGACCCCUGCCUUGCAGCGGCAGCCACAGCAGCAGGUACAACAGUUGAGAAUCUUGCAGGGCCCCGUGGCCCUGACAACAGUAGUCGCCCAGAGAGCUGGGCCGCCUCCACCUAGUGUUCAGACAGCAAACCAGCCAAAAGGUAAAAUGAAGAAAGGCACAUAA